Molecule: messenger RNA, 5339 nt
Organism: Siniperca chuatsi (mandarin fish)
Lineage: Eukaryota; Metazoa; Chordata; Actinopteri; Centrarchiformes; Sinipercidae
Gene: adamts10
Product: ADAM metallopeptidase with thrombospondin type 1 motif, 10
Exons: 26
Coding region: 432-3764 (1110 amino acids)
Biological process (GO): extracellular matrix organization; proteolysis
Cellular component (GO): extracellular matrix
Molecular function (GO): metalloendopeptidase activity
Source: RefSeq, a predicted model, not a curated record
GUGGCUCUCUGGUUCUGGAAGUGGAAGGAGUUGAGUCUCCUCAGUCACCCGCCGGCGCCGCCUCCUCUCCGCUCCGCUGCGGAGGACAGAGGACAGACUCACAGCGGAAACUUCUGCAAGGGGACACGGGAAGGGCUACAGAGAGGAGUCCGAACCCACCACUGCUACUGUGCCCCUUGGGAGAUCCGUCCAGGCCUUUUCUACUUCUAUGAGGACUUGUCCAGGAUCUAUCACCACUCGCUGAUCAACACACUGUAGAAGCUACUAUGUUUGUCUGAACUCACGAUCUUCCUGCAGCCAUGGCCCAACAGAGCGCUGAGCUGUCCCACUGCUAGGCGACGGGGCAUCCGAGAGGGCAGAAGACAUGUUGGGACAGAGGCCCGGGGACCACUGCACUGAAUUCUGUUACUAUAGCAACUACUGUAGUAACCAUGGAAACGCUAUGGAGGACUGGUCUGGUCUGCACUGUCAUCGUCGUCAUGGUUGCCACCGAGGUCGAAGGAGGUCACCGAGAUGAGUUCGCUCAGUCACAAGCUGCCUUCCUGUCCAGUCUAGGCCAGUAUGAGAUUGCCAUCCCAGUACGCGUAGGACCUAAUGGUGAGACGCUGGAUGCAGAAACGCCUCAACGCCACCGAAGAAGAAGACGCAGCACUGAAGACAGGCUGCCUGACUCUCUCUUCUACCAGCUGUCCACGUCACGUAACAACUUCCUGCUGAACCUAACGCUGCAGGGAGGCCUGCUGUCCCGGCAGUUCAGGGUGGAGUACUGGAAGAGAGGUCGAUUAGCCUGGAGUCAUCCUUACUCUCCCCACUGCCACUAUGUAGGACACCUCCAAGACCAGCCGCACUCCAGCAAAGUGGCCCUGAGCAACUGUAAUGGCCUGCAGGGGGUGAUUGUUGCAGGGGGAGAGGAGUACCUGAUUGAACCCCUUGUCUCACCAGAUAACCAGACCAGGACGGAGAGGGGGGAGAGAGCAGAGGGGCGCCCCCAUGUGGUUUACAAGCGGUCAUCGCUCCGCCAUCAGUACAAGGGCCAAUCCUGUGGAGUCAUUGACGAGAAGCCGAUGAAAGGCGCGUCAUGGUGGCAGCGAACUCUGAAGACGCCUCCCCAUCACGUCGGUCGCGGCCAGCUGCCUCUGAAGCGCUCAGUUAGCCGGGAGCGCUACGUAGAGACGCUGGUGGUGGCCGACAAGAUGAUGGUGGGUUACCAUGGUCGCAGAGACAUCGAGCAGUACAUCCUGGCUGUCAUGAAUAUUGUUGCCAAACUGUUCCAGGAUUCUAGCCUGGGGAAUGCAGUCAACAUUGUGGUGACACGGCUCAUCCUGCUCAUGGAAGACCAACCAACACUAGAGAUCAACCACCAUGCAGGGAAGUCUUUAGACAGCUUCUGUAAGUGGCAGAAAACCAUCCAGCACCGGAGCAGCUACGGUAACGCCAUACCAGACAACGGCAUCGCUCACCAUGACACUGCUGUACUUAUCACCAGGUACGAUAUCUGCAUCCAAAAAAACAAGCCCUGUGAAACCCUAGGUUUGGCUCCUGUAGGAGGGAUGUGCGAACCAGAGAGGAGCUGUAGCAUCAAUGAGGACAUCGGCCUGGGAACAGCCUUCACCAUCGCACAUGAGAUAGGACACACGUUUGGGAUGAACCAUGACGGUAUGGGGAACGCCUGUGGGCCCCGCAGCCAGGAGACCGCCAAGCUGAUGGCUGACCACAUCACCAUGAAGACAAACCCAUUCAUCUGGUCUGCCUGUAGCCGGGAUUACAUCACCAGCUUCCUAGACUCAGGUAUGGGCUCCUGUCUGAACAACGUCCCCCCCAAGCAGGAGUUUGUGUACCCUACCACAGCACCGGGUCAGGCCUACGACGCAGAUGAACAGUGCCGCUUCCAGUACGGCGUCAGAUCUCGACAAUGUAAAUAUGCGGAAGUCUGCAGUGAGCUUUGGUGCAUGAGCAAGAGCAACCGCUGCAUCACCAGCAGCAUUCCCGCUGCAGAGGGAACCAUCUGUCAGACCAACACCAUAGAGAAAGGGUGGUGCUACAAGAGGGUGUGUGUGGUGUAUGGGACUCGUCCGGAGGGCGUGGACGGGGGCUGGGGUCUGUGGUCACCUUGGGAGGAGUGCAGCAGAACCUGUGGAGGAGGAGUCUCCUCUUCUAUUAGACACUGUGACAGCCCCAGGCCAACCAUUGGUGGAAAGUAUUGUCUGGGGGAGAGAAAGCGCUUCAGGUCCUGCAAUAUUGAUGAGUGCCCUGCAAGCUCUCGGGAUUUCCGGGAGAUUCAGUGCUCUGAUUUUGACAGCGUUCCUUUCCGGGGGAAAUUUUACACCUGGAAGCCAUAUAGAGGGGGUGGGGUGAAGCCCUGUUCUCUCAACUGCCUGGCAGAAGGAUACAACUUCUACACAGAGCGUGCUCCAGCUGUGGUGGACGGCACACCUUGCCGAGACGACUCUCUGGAUGUGUGUGUAAACGGAGAGUGUAAGCACGUAGGCUGUGAUCGUGUCCUCGGCUCGGACGUUCGUGAGGACCGCUGCCGGAUCUGCGGGGGUGAUGGGAGCAGCUGUGUGUCUGUGGAGGGACUCUUCAACGACUCGCUGCCCGAAGGAGGUUAUGAAGAGGUGGUCAGAAUUCCUAAAGGAUCAGUGUUCAUCCACAUACAAGAACUCAACAUCUCCCUCAACUACCUUGUGCUGAAGAGUAAAGGGGACCAGUACUUUAUCAAUGGGAAGCUGACCAUUGACACGCCGCGCAGGUUCGAUAUUGCCGGUACCACCUUCCACUACAGGCGGCCCACUGACGGACCAGAAACUCUUGAAGCUCUGGGGCCAACAAACAUAACCCUGAUUGUCAUGGUGCUGGUGAGGGAGGAGAGCCCAGGGAUCCACUAUCGUUUCAACCCCCCACAGAACAGGGAUCCUCUGAGUGGCUUUGCCUGGCACUACAUCUCCUGGUCCCGCUGCUCAGCUCUCUGUGCUGGAGGUGCGCAGAUCCAGCAGGUGGUGUGUAAGAAGCAGACAGAUCAUUCAGUCGUCUACAACCACUUCUGUGACAAGAAGAACAAACCCAAAGAGAAGAGAAGAUCCUGCAAUACUGAGCCGUGCUCCCCAAGCUGGUGGACAGGAGAGUGGUCGGAGUGCAGCCGCAGCUGUAAUGGAGGCCUGCGGACACGGGAGGUGUUAUGUAAAAGGAGGAUCUCAGCAACAGAGGAGAAGGUCCUGGAUGACUCAGCCUGUACCCCCCUACGCCCUUCUCUCACUGAGCCCUGCAGCAACCACAGCUGCCCCCCUGAAUGGCUGGCCCUGGACUGGUCGGAGUGUACGCCCAGCUGUGGUCCUGGCUACAGGCACCGUGUGGUCUUGUGUAAGAGCGGGGAGAGCGGUGACACGCUUCCAGAGUCCAAGUGCCCCAAACAUGGCCGACCCACCUCCAGGGUGCGCUGUAACCUGCAGCGCUGCCCUCCACCUCACUGGGUGACGGGUCCCUGGGGAGAGUGUUCUGCCAAGUGUGGUCUGGGUCAGGAGAUGCGUUCAGUGCAGUGUCUGACCAACACCGGCCAGCCGUCCAAUGAGUGUCUGGAACAUCAGCGGCCAGCAGCCAUGCAGCAGUGCAAGAGCAAAUGUGACCUCAGUCUGCCCGUCAGUACAGACAACCCCGAAGAGUGUAAAGAUGUGAACACUGUGGCCUACUGCCCCCUGGUGCUCAGGUUCAAGUUCUGCAGCCGGCCAUAUUUCAGGCAAAUGUGCUGCAAGACCUGCCAGGGACACUGACCUGGACACCACGAAACUCAACAGCAUCCAUCUUUGGGUCCUGUACACACUGACAGUAAGCCUGAAAACCCUCCCACUGAGCCUUGUAACAGCAGCCCUCACACUACCUCUAUAAGAGGAGUGCGAGAUCUAACUAGGACGUUGUCGGACUGACACCUGGUCCUGUAACUGUUAAGAGGGACCCUUUUCCAGCCAGAAUCCAGCCCAAACCAGAAGCCUCUCCGGGCCGAGCUGAGUUAUACAUUCCACUGGAGGGAGGGCUGGUGAAACCUGGAGAGACAGAGAGAGGGAGAGAGUAACAUCCCUCCAUCGUCUUUUAGGAUAAACCCUCUCUCUCGGUCUUUCUAAACAAUCCUUCUGUUGUAAUAUUUUUGGUGCUACUAUAUUUCACUUUGGCCGCAGGGCUGGUCGCAGUACUAUCUUAAACCUGUGUUAACAGGUGAUAUUUGUUUAGUUAUGAAUUUAAAAAAUCCACUUUGUAAAGAAAAUAAAUGAUUUUCCAGAUAUCUUUGCCCAUGAAAAGGAAUAUCUUAUGCUAUAAAAAUGAAAGAUUUGUUUCUAUGUUAUCUAAUAGUUGUUACUUGACCACAUUGUUUUACGCCAUUGCUUUGUUCCGUAUCAACUUAUUCAUCGAGUCCUUGCUGUUAUUCGGCUGAAGUAUGAGCAGAGUUUGAUUUGCACAACGUGUCAGCAGUCAGAGGACUUGUGUAUUUUAUGUUUGUUUUGAUGUGAUUUGACUUGAUGUCUCUGUGGAAGCUAUAAAAGUCUCACUGCAGUGAACCUGCCAUAGUCUUGCCAUUUUGGUUAGUUUGCUUAAAUGUUAUCACCUCUACAGUAAAACACAUAGAGACACUGUCUUAGUAAUGUGAGCAAAGCCAGUGCUGACUCUCCAGGACAUUUGCAGAUUAUAGGAUGUUAUUUUGUGGCUGCGGACUGUGGCAGCUUGUGCAUAAAGUCUUCAAAAAGGAACUUUUAACAGCUCGGCUAAGUGUCGUUAUCUGAAAAUCCCUCGGCGUGGGGCCUUGCUGUUCAUUUUAUUAUUAUUAUUUUGGUUUAUUUUUGCCACAUUUUACCACUCAUUCAACAGUGCUAGUAACUUUUACUGUGAGUGGAAAUUCAGAGCACAGUGACACACAGUGAGUUAGCUCUGCCAGCAGGAACAGGUCCAGUGAGGAGGAGUGAAGACCUCUGACCGCACUGCUUUCAAAGAGCAUUUUAUAGCAGCAGUGCUAAUCUGAGGAUGGAUUUACACACCCAUAAAAUAUCUGAUUUCUUUGUGGCACAGAUCUGAUGUAUUCAUGGCUGUCUGAGACCAUCAUUCAGGCUGCUGUGAAAAGAUUUCUGCCACAAUAUUUAAAUUGGAGCUAAAUUAAACUUCCAGUGUGAUUAUAUUAAACCUGCAAUAACUGAUUUUGUUUUGGGCCACAUGACACAUCACUGACAUAUCCUUUUAAAUUGAUAUGGCAAAAUCGUUAGCAAACAGUUGCUUAUUUACACAUCCAGCAGUUACAGAGCAACAUUAUCAUUCAUUUGAAGUCGUGUUUCCGGCCACUUGAUGAAUGUAAGUCCAAUAUU